AUGGAUAGAAAACGCUACAACGUUGGCCUGUUUGGUUGUGGGCGAAUUGCAGGCGUCCAUCUUAAAAACAUUCUGAGCAACCGUCGUCUGGACUUGAAAUGGAUUGUGGAUAACAACAAGAGGCGGAUACAGGAAGUGAAGGGCGAGUUCUACCUCGAUGGAAACACUCCUUUCUUUCCUUCCUCGGAGAAGGACAGACUUUUGUCGGAUAAAAGCCUCGAUGCCGUUGUUGUCGUGUCACCCACCAGCAGACAUACAGAGUACAUCGUCCAGAGUCUCAAACACGGCAAGGACGUAUUUACGGAAAAACCAGCGGGCGAGUCUGUGUCCGACAUUCGGCUGUGUUACGAGAUGGCAGAAAGCACCGGAAGGACUUUCCUCACAGGAUUUACUAGACGUUUUGACGAUUUGUAUCGAGACGUGAAGUCUGCUAUCGACAAUGGAACCCUUGGGAAAUUACAAGUCAUCAAGACCACGACCAGAGACUCGCCCAAACCGUCGUACGAGUUCCUCAAGUCCGCCGACAGCACCGGCUGCAACAUCCUGGCGGACCUUGGUGUCCACGACAUCGAUAUGGUUGUCUGGCUCACACGUGCACAGAGGCCAGAGUCUAUCUACAUAACGUGCCACGUGCACGACGAGCAGUUACAAGUAACUUGA
Messenger RNA from Mya arenaria, 660 nucleotides. RefSeq names its product myo-inositol 2-dehydrogenase-like. The record is from RefSeq and is a predicted model, not a curated record. The transcript is spliced from 7 exons. NCBI's taxonomy places the organism in Eukaryota, Metazoa, Mollusca, Bivalvia, Myida, Myidae. Gene Ontology annotation, biological process: NADPH regeneration. Gene Ontology annotation, cellular component: cytoplasm. Gene Ontology annotation, molecular function: oxidoreductase activity; nucleotide binding. The coding region runs from base 1 to 660 and encodes 219 amino acids.